GUGAUUCAGUAUUCCACGAAGGCUAAUAUUUGGCUGUUCAGGUAAAUGACUAUCUAAAGCCUUAGGGUAAUAUUUCUAAAGUACCACGUACGUUCGUUGUGUACCGCAUACAUGUACCGCACACAGACAUAUGUAUUUAUGUCUAUGGUACCACACACCGGCAGCAGUUCUAAAAUAUUUUACUCAGGCAUAUCCAGAGACGGCCGACAACAGGAGUUCGCGAGAUCAACGGUAUGCCAACACAGCACUGCUAGCAUCAGACUGCUUUGACAUUAGAUUUUUUUUAGCAGUUUGUGAUUCUGUUGGCUAAAUGGAGACCGAUAUUCUGGAUUCUCUUGAAGAUUUGGGUUAUCAGGGGCCCCUGCUGGAAGACGGAUGUCUGGACGCAGCGGUGAGUGGAGGAGCUGAAUCCCCAGAGUACACUAAGCUCUGUGCCUGGAUCGUGUCCGAACUCAAGCUCUACUGCAAACUGGAGGAGAAUGUGCAUGCCACCAACUGUCCCAGUGAAGCAGUGGACUUUCAGCUGGAGGUGAGCGGGCUCCUGGCAGAGCUGGUGUGUCCAUACACCAUCCUUACCUCAGGAGACGCCACACAAAGGCUCCUCAACAAAUCCAACUGCUUACUACUCUUAACUUUCCUGAUCUCAGAGCUGGAAUCCGCCAGGAUGAUCCUGGUGAAUCAGCCGCAGAAGAAGGCAGAGGAGUCGGGUGGCAGUGACCUCUUCCUGGAGCUGAAGGGCAUCUGUGUUGGUCUUGGCAUGUCCAAGCCCCCUCCAAAUAUCACCAUGUUCCAGUUCUUCACUGGAAUAGAGAAAAAGCUGAAAGAAGCGUUGGCUAAAGUGCCUCCUAACCAUGUAGGAGCUCCUUUGUUAGCGAAACCACUGGGGCCAUUCCAUUGGGAGAAAAUUGAGGCAAUCAACCAAGCACUUGUGAAUGAAUAUGACGUUAGGAGGAAGAUGUUGCUAAAACGUCUGGAUGUGACGGUGCAGUCAUUUGGGUGGUCAGAACGGGCUAAGACACACUCUGAAAAAUUGAAUAAAGUGUAUCCACCUUUGCGUGCGGCUCUGAAUGCCAAGACCACAGUGACUGUAGCUCACCUCUUUGCAGCGCGAGCAGACCUAUCAAAGAUUAUGCGCACCAGCAGUGGGAGGAUCAGGGAGAAGACAGCUUGUGCAAUUAAUAAGAUUCUGAUGGGCCGUGUGCCAGACCGAGGCGGGAGACCCUACGAGAUCGAACCUCCACCCCCAGAGAUGCCCUCUUGGCAGAAGAGGCAGGAUGGCCCGUCUGGAGGUUUUGGUGGUGGGCAGCAUUACGGAGGUGGUGGCAGAGGCGGGGGUGGUGGUGGUGGCAGGGGUGGCUACGACCAGCAUUCCCAUGGUGGGAGAGGAGGGGGUGGUUACGAGCGGGGUGGAAGGGGAGGAAGCAGAGGGGGUAAGGCUCAGGGAGGCUGGUCAGAUGGUGGAGGAGGGGGAGGUGGUUAUCAUGGUCACCAUCAAGAUGGAGGUGGACAUCAGGGAGGUGGGGGGAGAGGGGGCUAUGGAGGAGGAGGAGGAUACCAAGCAGGUCCUAACUAUUCUCAAGGGGGAGGUUAUCAAGGUGGAGGAGGAGGUGGACACCAAGGUAGCGGAUACCAGCACGACAACUACCACCAGGAUGGAGGCCGCCAGGACAGAGGGGGUCGGGGCGGACGUGGAGGCCGGGGAAGAGGAGGCAGAGGCGGAGGGGGACAGGGGCAGGGACAGGGACAGGGACAGGGACAGGGGCAGGGGCAGGGGCAGGGACAGGUACAGGGAGGAGGCUGGGGCGGUAGAGGAGGACAGAACUACAACCAAGGUGGACAGUUCGAACAGUUCUUCCAGCAUGGAGGCCAGCAGUACAAUCAGGCAGGUUUCGGCCAAGGCUACUACACAAGCUGAGACCACCAAGGCAGGUCACCACAGCAGGGUUUACACAUCAGUGGCUCUGGAGCUGGAACGAGCACAAUCAAGGCCACAAGGAUGAACGUGAAGGGAUACAGGUGUCACUUUUAAGCUCAGUACUGUGUAAACAUCCUUGAGACGUGAUGGGGAGCUUGAAGGCAGAUCGUAGUCGCUUUGGUUUGCAGAUGCCCUGUUUUGUGUUGUUGGUUGCCCAUUGGAAAAAGUCCAUUCCUGUCUAAUAGCUCACCAGACUACUUAGGCUAUGUGUGUGUGUGCGCUCUGCGAACCAUUAAUGUGCCAUAUUAAGAGGUUUUGCUGGGUUGAGCUUGAACUGCGUGGCCAGGGCCUAUCCCACUGGGUGAACCAGGCUGUGUUGACCAUGACGACAAAGCCUUAUUACGGAGGUUAUUUGAAGGCGGAGACCUUUGAAGGGGGUUUUGACAUUUCAUUGUUGCAUAUGACGUUACACAUGAUUAAAACAUACAGAAGUUCUCAUCGGUCAUCCUAUUUUCAUUGAACAAAGGUGAAAGACAUUUUUUGUUGAGCACUAGUUUACAUUUUCCCCUCAAACAGGAGUUUGGUUUCAAAUGGAUUUGUGGCUAUUUAAAAUAUGAAUGUUCCUUAAUUGUUUGCAGACAAACUUGACUGCUGUUUCUGUUAUUUAAAUUGAAAGCUAUUCAAACAGGCCACCCAAUGCUGCUUUGUUAUGUACAUAUUAUGGAAUUGACUGCUUGGAAGUGUGAAUGAAAAAGGAUGAGCAAUAAAGAAAAAAAUGUGUGUAAAAUGAAAAUGCAUCAUCCUAAAUUUUCAUACAGUUUGACUGAGGAAAGGAUGAAUAUUUGGAGAUAUAUGGGAGAGAUGUUAUACUUGACUGUUAGAUCAAUUAAAUACAGCAGUCCUUCAUGAAUUUACUCAAGAUUGUGAAGAGUUUCCAUAGGCCAACUGAAUGGACUUUUUGUUUGAGGACCUUUUUUAUGUAACUAAAUGUAUCAGGCUAAUGAGGAUUAAAAGGCAGUUUGAUAUAAACA
This is a messenger RNA of Clupea harengus (Atlantic herring), 2946 nucleotides long. It is a transcript of the gene tslig3a, whose product is annotated as tRNA splicing ligase complex subunit 3A. Lineage: Eukaryota; Metazoa; Chordata; Actinopteri; Clupeiformes; Clupeidae. The record is from RefSeq and is a predicted model, not a curated record. Gene Ontology annotation, cellular component: tRNA-splicing ligase complex.